Molecule: messenger RNA, 3753 nt
Organism: Oreochromis aureus
Lineage: Eukaryota; Metazoa; Chordata; Actinopteri; Cichliformes; Cichlidae
Product: deubiquitinase DESI2
Exons: 5
Coding region: 940-1533 (197 amino acids)
Biological process (GO): protein deubiquitination
Molecular function (GO): deubiquitinase activity
Source: RefSeq, a predicted model, not a curated record
AGCGGCUCUGUCUCCCAUCAGCUGUUGGAGGAUGCCUUGCAGGCACAUAUGAUGUAAUCAACCGGGGAGGCAGAGCCAGAGCUGGAUAAUAGCCGCACAAUACGGAUGCAUCUCGGCCGCUUCGGGACUUGGUGAAACCGAUUUGAAAGCCUUCGUCGAGCGGUCUCGGGGAGAGGAUCGGCGAUGUUUGGGGGGUCGUAUAGCGGAGGUUUGAGUCGGCUGUCCUCCCUUCUCUACGAAGAGGAUGCUGGAUGCUGACCAGCAGUAGCAGCAGCACCGGCUGGGGAUGCUCCUGCUGAACUUGACUCCCCUAUCAGCUGUAAUUAACCGCCAUGGCCCAGGAGUCUUUCCCUCCCGCAGUUGCUCCAUCAUCCUCCGCGUGAAAAUGGCCCGCACUCCGCCUCCAUCCUCGACUUCCAUCUGCUCUAGCUGUCGCCUUUUCGCCCAUGAUGACAGGAGGGCACCCGCCUCGGAUUUCAGCGCAUGCAGGGCCUUCGUGUCGGCUAUGGAUCACAUCAUCACCCCUGAUCUGAUGCUGUGAGUUGAGUGCUGUGGUUGCUGUUAUUACGCAAACGCGCCUGCUGCCACCAUCGAUUUCCCUUAACAUCUGACUAUAUUUCGGGGCUCGGAGAUGGGCCUCUUCCACUGCUGCACCUCGCUUUACCCUGCUCGGAUCUAAGUUCCUGACCGUACUUGCCGUAAUGGCUCUGUGACAUCUAUCUCAGCCUUCAGCUGCCCACUUUCUUUAGACUUUUACGCGCGGAGCUGCGUCCAUGCAGUUUUGUUGCCUUGUGGUGGAAUGAGCACCGGCUCCUGCAGAGGUCUGCCCGUUGCAGCUCCUGCCGUCCACCGUGUGGCCCUGUGACUCCACAGGGUGAGGAGGUGCUGACAACCUUAAAACGCGGACUAAGGUUUGCCUUUCCAGCUCAGGUUAAAACCAUGGCUAAUGAACCCGUCAUCCUUAACGUGUAUGAUAUGUAUUGGAUAAACGAAUACACGUCCAAUCUGGGCAUUGGUGUCUUCCACUCAGGCAUUGAGAUUUAUGGGAGAGAAUUUGCAUAUGGAGGCCAUCCAUACCCUUUCAGUGGCAUCUUUGAAAUCAACCCCGGCAAUGCUGCCGAACUGGGAGAGACAUUCAAAUUCAAGGAGGCCAUUGUUUUGGGCACCACCGACUUCACAGAGGAGGACAUAGAUAAAAUCAUGGAGGAGCUCGGUAAAGAGUUCAAAGGGAACGCCUACCAUCUAAUGCACAAAAACUGCAACCACUUCUCCUCCUCGCUGUCUGAGUUGCUGUGUGGACGGGAAAUCCCCCGCUGGGUCAACAGACUGGCGUACUUCAGCUCCUGCAUCCCUUUCCUGCAGAGCUGCCUACCCAAGGAGUGGUUAACCCCGGCCGCCCUGCAGAGCCACAUCAGCCUCGGCCUUCACAAAGAGGAGCAUAACGAGUCGAGCGAUGAGGACCCUUCGUCGCCGUCCGGCGCCACGGCCGCUGGCUCGGGCUCCUCCCACAGCUGUCGUCACACCAGGGUGUGACGUGACCUCUGGACCUUCUCACCACUGCUUCUGAUGGCAUUAGUAGGCUUGAACAACCACCUGACCUCAUACUGUUUGUCCUCUGUGUAAAAGAGGCAGGAAAAGAGGAGUUUCCUUUUUGAAAAGAGAGCUGCUGGCAGAGACUUACAGAGACGCCGUUUGUCCUUUCAGCAGACAACAGCAUGACGAGGGCGUGCUUUUCCCUGAGCCCUGAAGUGCGUCUCUGAUUUUGGCAGUAACUACUUGUAGAUCUGAAGUUUGUAGUAUGUUAUUAUUAGUCUUUUCCACAAACUUUGAAAUCUUUGUCAGCCUUGUUCCCUGCCCUGCCUUCAGAGCUGCUUUUGUAGAACGACCACAUAGACACUGGAUGGUGACAUCAGCAGGAAUCUGCUCAACUCCAACAAGUUCUCAUUCGAUAACCUCUAUGUGGCCUUUGGCUGAUGUUGUUGAUUCGGCUUUCUUUGUUUGGAACUUUUCUUUGGCCAUUUUAGAGGGUUAACGGGUAAAAAAAGAAAAAAGAAAAAGAUUUGAUUGUUCCCUGAGUUCAAUCUGAAUGAGUAAAAGUCCUGCAUGUGGAAAGAAAUUAACAGAAGAUCCCACUUAACUUACUUCAGAUAGAAACUCCUUCUUCUAUUUUUUAAAGAGAUUACCUUCGUUCAAGCUUGUUUUAAACAGUGAAUUGGCAGUUAGCUGCCAGCUCAUAGACGGUUUGAAACAAUCAAGGGCAAACAGUGGCGCUGUGCACAUAGCUUUGGGCAGCCCAGUCACGAUCUGUGAACAUCUCAGAGACACAAACACAAAGAAAGUCAAGCUGCUACUCUGACAAAUAUUGACUUUGUGACCCAGAACACAUUUUGUCUAUACUUUUAUAUCCAAGUGAUCUUUAUAUUAUAAAGGUGCGUUAACUUACAGGAAGGGAAAAUACACAUUUACAGACAGAUUUCCCCUAGAUGACAUCUUUUUCACCUUUGAGACCGAGCUGCCAUGAGAAAGAAGGACAGACAUUCAGUGUUUUCCUCUAAAUUGCAGAAGUCUAUAAAGAUAACGUUCUUUUUAAAUACCCCCGUUGGCUCUCUUGCCUAGAUUUAAAAGACAACAUAAAGUCCAUGUUAUGCCUGUACAGUUAAUAUCGAGUUACAGCCAGCAGGUAAACAUUGCUAAAGCCCACAGUCAUAUUGUGUUUGUUUAAUCAGACUAAGGCUUAAGACUGGAAAAAAAGACCUGUGGGUCUUUUUCUUGACUGGGACCAGUCGCAGAGAGACACCUGGUUCCAACCAAAAAAGGAGGUUGUUGUUGCACAGUGUUUGUGAGUAUUAAACAAGCCAUAUACAACAUGUUAGAGGUGUUAGCAGAGGAUUAUGUGACCUUUUUACAGAGCCAUGCUAGUCCUUAUAACUAGUUCCUGUCAUUCUAAACUGAGGUAGACAGUGUCUUAGAUAUGAAUCCCAUGGACAUUAGACUGGUGAUAAUAUCGCAACUGUAUAAAAGAGCAUUUUUCCUAAUAUAAAACUGUUAACUAAGUACAUAUUACAUUGAUUGAUUUCCCCAGUGAUGUGUUUACACAAAGUAUUUUAGCCUUUUAAAAUAAUGAGUCAUUAUGAGGAGAUAGAGAGAGAGAAGCUCACGUUCUCAAAGGGGGGAAAUUGUGAUGUCGUGAAAUUAGUUCCAGUCACUGGAGGUUUAGCAUACAUGUCAGUAAAAGACAACAUCAGUGACUUUGGACCCUGAAUAAGAAACUGUUAUAACGAUGAAGACCUGCUCCUUGCUUGAAGAAGACGAAGCCACGUGUUUGAAUCUUUGUUCCCCACCUCUCCUGCUGUGGUGCGUUGAAGGACAGCUUUCUUUUCUCAGGAAGGAAAUCACAUAACUUGUAGUAGUGACACUCAUCCCGUUGAUAAAUGGGCUCAAAAGUGCAAAUUAACCUUUUAAUUUUAUUUUCUUCUUGUUCAUAAAUAAGCUACCGUAUCUCCCUGUUUGUUGGCAUAUUCUUACUUUUUUCGAAGUGUGCUGUGAUCAACUUUUUGGUUCAUUUUCAGUUGACAGAGAGAGGGAGUGUACAGUGAUCAGUACUACAUGCUCAAAGGUCUUCAACACUUUCUACAGAACAAACCAGACAGGUAUUUUUUUUUCCAUUGUACUGUGUCAACCUAAACCUUGUAUUUGUUUUUCCUAACCGAGGACAAUUUUAACAAUGAUGAUAGUGCUAGAAUAAAAGAGAUG